Molecule: messenger RNA, 482 nt
Organism: Paramecium pentaurelia
Lineage: Eukaryota; Ciliophora; Oligohymenophorea; Peniculida; Parameciidae
Source: the annotation of a GenBank genome assembly
AUGGAUUAGGAAAUAAAAAAGCUUGAAUAACUAAAAUAAUAAGAAAUUCUGUUGAUGUAAUAGAUUUAUGAAAAGAAAGUAUUGUAAAUGUUUUGAAAUAGAUUAAUUACUUGAAUACAAAAAUAUAAUUAUUAACAGAAGAAUCAAAAUAAAAAGAUAUUGAAUUACAAAAUCUAAAAAAUGCAUCCUUAGAAAAUUUUAUUGAAUAUUAAGUUAAAACUGAAGAGUUUCCAAAUCUUGAAAUUUAAAAAUAAAAAUUGAAUGAUGAAAAGGAUAAAGAAUUAUAAAAGAUUAAAACAUAGUAUUAGACUGAUUUAUAAAAUAUUCAUCAACAAAUGAGAAAUAGAGAUUUGAUGAUAGAAUAAAUGAAAUAAGAGAUUAAAAUGUUUGAACAAUUCUCACAAUAAAACCUUGACCAUUAAAAAGUAUAAUUCCUAUCUUAAAUCAUUGAUGUUACCAAUGAAUUAUUAGUUUAAUUAUGA